GCCAGCUGUGUUUUUCUGUGUCAUCUCUGACCAAGAAGAAGGGAGAGUAGCGUGUGUGAGUGAAACUGGCAGAUCAGGAGUAGGCAGUCCGGCCGGCCGGUAGUGAGGCCGGCCACCGGCGUCCAUUAUCCGAUGGAUAUUUACCGAGUCAUCGAAUCCACCCUGAGCAAGGUCAAUGGAGUCAUCCAUGUGGUGGGCGAGGACAAGAGGCUGACGAGGGAGCUGAAGAGCGAGCUGGAGCAAAUCAUGAGUGACAUGCACAUGAUGAAUGCAUUAAUCAGGAGUCACUACGAAGGGGCGGGCAGCAGCGGCCAAGUUGCGCUAGAAGAGGCUUGGAUCCUUCAACUCCAGAACCUGGCAUAUGACAUUGAGGACUUCAUAGAUCUCAUGGGCACCAAGCCUAAACCAGUGUUCAUCCGCCGUGUGGUGGGCAUGGCGGUGAAGCUGGACAGCCGCGACGAGCAAACCGACAAGAUCCGGACCUUCAAGAAGCGUGUGGAGGCAUUGCACAAGUGGAAGCAGCAAAUCCCCCCGUCGACAGCGCCCGGCCUGAACAACGGAAACUCAGACAACAACAACAGCAACAAUAUUGGAGGAGACGACCACAACUCCUCCUCCUCCGUUGAGCCCGUUGGCAUGGAAGAACCCAUGGGGGAUGUCCGUGAGCUGCUUGUCCACGCCGAGAGCCAGACAGAGCAGCUGAUCAGGGUGAUCUCCAUCGUUGGGCGUCGCGGUCUGGGGAAGACUACCCUAGCAGACCAAGUGUACCGAGACCACCAGAAGGACUCCCAAGGUCGGGAGUUCGACUUCCGGGCGUGGGUGCCGCCACCGCCGUCGGGGAACAGCAACAGCAGUCCUAGUGCUAGUGCUAGGGACCUCCUCAAGGGGAUCCUUAUGCAAGUCAAGGAUGAUAACAAGGUUGCAGAGGAAGAUGCUGCUGACCUCAGGCCCAUUCUCAAGUCAUACCUUGAGAACAAAAGGUACAUGAUUGUAAUCGAUGACAUACGAAAAGCUGAAGUAUGGCUCGAUAUGAAGUCCGCCUUCCCGAAGGGCGAAACAAGCAGCGUAAUUAUUACGACGACAGAUGUUCAAUCGGUGGCCACAGCAUGCAGCUCCGGCGGCUACGUCUACAAACUGCGAGGUCUUAACAGUGAAGAUUCAAAGAAGUUAUUUCGUAGAAAUGUGUUGGAAACUGAACACGACUGCCGUUGUCCAGAUCUGGAGAGAUAUUCAGAUGAAAUCUUAACAAAUUGUGGUGGUUUACCGCUGGCGAUCAUCAGCGUUGCUCGGUUCUUGAAAUUACAGGGAAAAAAUAAUCUGGAGCGUCAGUGCAAGCAAUUAGCUUGCCAUGGCAUGCUAGGCAAACAUCUCACAGCACCUGGCAAUCAUGAAGCCUUUAAAAAGUUGCAAAGUGUCCUGGUAGAAAGCUACGAAGGGCUGCCAAGCUACGCCUACGAGUGUGAUCUCAAGACAUGCUUAUUAUCCAUGAGCAUGUUCCCCAGGGACUCUGAUAUCAAUAGGAAAAGCCUUGCAAGGCGUUGGAUAGCUGAAGGAUUGGUGCCCAAUUCUGAGCAGAACGACCUCACAGCACUGGCAGUCUUCCACACGCUGAUUGACGGGAGCAUCAUUGAACCAUCACCAGCAAAGGAUCAACAGGUUCCCAGUCUGAAACCUUGGAUGAAGAGGUGCAGAGUCCAUGGCGUGAUGCUCGAAUUCCUCAUCAACAAGUCCAUCUCCAAGAACUUUGCUAGCCCUAGAACCAAAGGGAAUUUCUUGAGUGCACAGACUUCCAGAUGUUCCAUCCGCUGGCUCUCCUUGGAUAGCACCGGCAGCAAGAACGUCAGCAGUGAAGACUUACGGAGCGUCAGGUCGCUCAACAUGGUGGGGUGCAAGCGGCCAUUGGACUUGGGAAAGUGCAAGCACCUGCGCCUCCUUGAUCUGGACAAGUGCACAGGCGUCAAUCUGCAGGUGCUGAAGAGCAUAUGUAAGCUUGUACUUAUCAAGUACCUGAACCUGAGGGGCACGGACGUGAGCGUGCUUCCCCAGGAGAUGGAGAAGCUGUGCCAUCUGGAGAUGCUGGACGUGCGAGAUGCCAAGAUGGAUCCGGUGAUAAAGCUGCCUCUCGAGGUCAUCCUCCUGCCCCGCCUGGCGUACCUCUUCGGCAAGUUUGAGCUGCCGGACCACAUCAAGGACGAGGCAGCAGAGAAGAUAGGCCGUCAGAUGCACACACUGGCUGGCUUCGUCAUAAGCAAUAGCACCAUCAACGGUGGGCCAGCCAUGGCUGCCGACAGCGGUGGGCCAGCCAGCAGCAACCAGCGGUGGGCGACAACGAUCAAACGCAAGGUAAUUGGCGCCUCCUCGCGCAAGGACAAGAUUCUGCUAUUAAGUGGCGGCACUGGCAGCACCAACAAUAGCAACGACAGCAUCUGCAUUACCACCGCCGCCGGCGCUGCCGGCGCUGACAAUACCAGCAAGAGCCAUGGUUUCCAGUACAUUUUGCACCACAUGAAGCAACUGAAGAAAGUUAAGAUAUGGUGGAGGAGCAGAAACGAAGGCGAAGCUCCAAGUGAACAACUCACUGAGGCCCUGGUCUCCUUCCUUCAGGAACGGUUCUCGUUGAGCGAUGGGCUCGAAUCUCUAUCUCUUCAUUUUGAGAACCAAUGCAUGGACUUCCUGGACAAGUUGAAGCUCAAGGAAAGGAGCAGCAUUACUCUUGAGUCGAUUAAGCUUCACGGGAAGCUGAGCAAGCUGCCUGGCUUCAUCACGGAGGCGGCUGCGCUGCCGAGUCUCCAAGAGGUACACCUCUCAUUGACUGGUUUAUGCAGCAAGGAUUUGUUGGUUCUCAAGAGAUUGAGCUACCUCAAGUACCUGAAGAUCGUCGAGGACAGCAAGGAGUUCGGGGAUGACAGCUUGGACGUGGGCAACGAUGAUUUCCGAUCUCUCAAGGGGCUAUUCGUCCAGGCAAAAAAGCUACCACAGGUCAAUAUUACCCGAGAAGCCAUGAAGUAUCUUACCACCCUUCAGCUCAUCUGUGACGAUGUCCAAGGGUUCUGUGCCAGCAAUAUUGCAAACUUCAAGAAUCUCGAUCAAGUAGUCCUCAAAUCCUCUCUCCAAGAUGCCAAGAAGGACGAAUGGAAAGCGAAGACAAAGGACCACAGCAACAGGCCAAGACUAGAGUUUUUAUUAGCUAAUGAGAAGCACGGCGUCGAAUAAUGACUUCACUAGUUUUUAUCCCUAAAAUAAUUCAUGUCCCGAUUAAAUAAAAGCGUAUUACAAUUUCAACAAUGUAUAUGUGACGUGAUGACAGUUUGAACAAUAUUUUCAGUUCUCCUUGUGGUACAAAGUUUGGUCA
This is a messenger RNA of Brachypodium distachyon (stiff brome), 3352 nucleotides long. Its product is annotated as putative disease resistance RPP13-like protein 3. The record is from RefSeq and is a predicted model, not a curated record. The transcript is spliced from 2 exons. Bases 133 to 3213 code for a protein of 1026 amino acids. NCBI's taxonomy places the organism in Eukaryota, Viridiplantae, Streptophyta, Magnoliopsida, Poales, Poaceae. Gene Ontology annotation, molecular function: ADP binding. Gene Ontology annotation, biological process: defense response to other organism.